GCAGAAAAUUCUUCAGGAAGUUACGCAAGUUCUACUACUCGAAGCGGCAACUUCUUGAGGCGGCCGACAGGUAGGCAACGUAGCACCAGGUAUGCGGGCAGGUAGGCAAGUCAAUCUGGGAGCGCGCCUGCGCUCACGCCCACCUGCUCGAAGGUUGCCUGUUGGGCCGACAGUCUCCUUCAGACGACGAGAGACUCGCAAGCAGAGGGGAACCGCUGCUUUUCUCCGCCGCGCGCUCAGCAACAACCUGAAGAAGUGACCGUGUGGGUGACCAUGACUUUGUGAUCCGCGCCCGGAGCGCCCAACUUUGACCAAAAGAAAGCACCUUCCGAGGACCUCCAAAGCUAGAGAGAAUCAUGGCCUCCCCGCGUGCCGGUUCGGACGCGACGCCGAUCUGUCGGUGCCGGGUGUUGUACCUGGGCUCGUCGGUGCCGCACAUCACCAAGGACGGUCUGCAGGGCAUCCAGGAGCCGCUGCGCGAACUGUACCCUGAGCAGGGCGCUUCGGGGGCGCGCGGCAUUGAUUCGUGGCUAAGCGUGUGGAGCAACGGCCUGCUGCUGGAGAACGUGGACGAGAACCACAAGAAGGUGACGCGCUUCUUUCCCAUCGACUCGCUGCACUACUGCGCCGCCGUCAGGUACGUGAUGGUGCCCAACAGCAGCCCGAACAUGGCGGCGCCGCCCCGCUUCUUGCCCCUGGACUCGCCGUUCGCACGCUACCCCAACGCCCAACACCCGCCUCUGUUCGCGGCCAUCCUGCGCCGCACCACCGGUAUCAAGGUGCUCGAGUGUCACGCGUUCAUCUGCAAACGGGAGAUGGCGGCCAACGCGCUCGUAAAGUGUUGUUUCCACGCGUACGCCGACGCUUCGUACGCCAAGCAAAUCGACGCCGGCAGUCGCUACGGCACCCUGCAGCCGCCGCCGGCCAAGGCGGGCUCCGUCCUCGGCGAGGCGGCCUCCAGCAUCGAGAAGGUGGAGGGGUGGCGAACGAACGGCGCCAGCACCAACGGCACCAACACCCUGGUCAGGAACGAGGAGAACACCCCCGGCAUCGACGACAUCUCCAUCUACAACGGCGACGAAAACCACAAGGUGUGGGCCGGCGCUGAGCAGGGAGACUUCAACGCCAGCACGCUCAGAUCAACGCGGUCCUCCCGCCCCCGGCAGAUGAUGCAACCGGGCAAGACACCACCCCCGCCGCCGCCACCGCAGGUGGAGGAGACCUCUUCGAAAAAGGGCAAGAGCAAGAAAAAGCAGCUCCAGCGCGACCCUGAGUUGAUCAACGGAGGGGCGCACACCCUGAUGCGGCCCGUGCGCGGCGCCCACUCGGUCAGCGGCACCCUGAUGAGGCCCAUCAAUGGUCAUCCGCCGCCCAUGAACGGCUACGGACCGCCCCCGAUGCUGGUGAUGCACCCUCAGGCCGGUAGACACGUCGCUCCUCGUCUGGUCGGCACCUUUUCGCACAGACCCAAGCAGUUGCGACCGGUGCCGCCGCCGUUCAUCCCUCCGCCGCCGCCCUCAGCCCUGAUGACCACCCGGCGACCUGUGAAGCACUACCAGGAGGAGCCGAUUUACAUGCCGAGCGCGGCGCGGCCGCUGAGUCCCGUGGCGUCCUACCAGCCGGGACACUUCCCGCACGAGACGUACCUGGCGCAGAUGAUGCCGCCCAUGGGCAACCCCUACGUGCCCAUGGAGACAGCCACCCUGAUGCGGAACACGCCGGCUAACGUCAAGAAACGGUCCAAGUCGAAGAAGAUGUCGCGCCAGGAGCAGGAGGACGAGUCGCCCUUCAACACGGGCAUCUACCGCAAAAAGGGCCACAUGAACGAAAGGGCCUUUUCGUACUCAAUUCGGCAGGAGCACCGGUCGCGCUCCUACGGUUCGCUGGCCAGCCUCAAGUUCGAGAACGGCGGCGGCGACUCGCCUGGGAAGGAGGACUCGAAGAAGGAGCGCGAGAUCAUUCAGAUGAUGCAGGAUUUGGACAUGUCCGGCGAGGAGCCGCCGCCUCCGCCGCACGUCAACGGAAACGGACACCCCAUGAUGAACGGCAUGAACGGCAGCCACCCUAUGAUGAACGGAAGUCACCCCAUAAUGAAUGGCAACGGCUACGAGUCCAGACCCAUGAGGGCCACUGUUGGACGACGAUAAAACUUCCAAUCGUAGACGCGUGUUUCGAGCCUUGAACGAGAAUCGCCGCCGUGUCUUUCCCUCGGAAGUGAACUAUAGUGAGCCGCGGAAAAUCGCUAAUUUUCUCCACGUGCCAUGAGUGCACAGAAACACUUGACUGAAGCCGCAGAAAAAGAGUGUAAAUAGGAAAAGACAUUUUAUUACGUACGAGGAGUUCAGUGCCAUUACCAUAUAGCCAGAUUAAAUAAAAAUUAAAACACAAGUAAUCAUCACUCUACUUUACAGCAUAUAGAUACGUGUAUUGUUCUAUUUUUCUGCGUAACAAUAAUUACUCUGGUGGUUAAUUGUAUUAUUUAAAUAAAAAUCUUUUACCGGGGAGAAGUGCUUGCAAAUUUUUUUGAAUCAAUUUCGCGGAAAGCAGCUUGCAUUUUUAGAUUGAAUCUCCUCCAUGUUGGAUUUCUAAUUUUAUUAAAUGUAUUCUUUGCUAUAGUAUUACUCCUGUGAGCAUUGUGAAUUGUUGUGAGAUUUAUAAAUGUGUAAUAAUUUAAUGUAAAUGUGUCGAUCACACACUCGCGCGAAUAUUAUUGAACAAAAAUAAGGAAGAAACUAGCUGCUGCCACGAUGUAAAUUAUUAUAAUUUUAUGCAGUUUGGGAGGACCAACCUCACCAGAAUCAUAAAUAAGAAAUGAAGUAAUCAGCAAGUCAAAUGUGAACCAUUAUGUCAUACUUUUAAAUGGACCUUCUUGUAAUUCUUACCCUCAAAGACUAAAGAGCAAUCUUUUCAUACAAUAUUUCAAUAACAGUGUGAACAAUUUUGAACAAAAUAAAGUAUUAUGCGUAAAACAA
Molecule: messenger RNA, 2972 nt
Organism: Neocloeon triangulifer
Lineage: Eukaryota; Metazoa; Arthropoda; Insecta; Ephemeroptera; Baetidae
Exons: 2
Coding region: 357-2147 (596 amino acids)
Source: RefSeq, a predicted model, not a curated record